This is a messenger RNA of Nicotiana tabacum (common tobacco), 681 nucleotides long. Lineage: Eukaryota; Viridiplantae; Streptophyta; Magnoliopsida; Solanales; Solanaceae. The record is from RefSeq and is a predicted model, not a curated record.
AUGAAAAUAGGGGUGAAGGAGGAUAAGUUUGCACCAAGAGCUAAGAAAGAAGUCCUUUUGGGAUACUCCUCUACACAAAAGGGAUAUAGAUUGCUUGAUUUAGAAACUAACUACUUUUUUGUCAGCAGAGAUGUUACUUUCUGGGAAUCUAUUUUUCCUUUCAAGGAGACUCAACUGCAGAUCAAUCUACAUACAGUGAUGCAGAACCAAGAUGAUUUCCUAUGUCUGCAGCAUGACAACAUACAUGUUGUGGAAGUACACAUCAUAGAGGAGCAUGGUCAAGCAAUAGAAAUGCCAGUUAUGAAUACAAUAUUGGAACAAUCAGCAGAAGCCACACCUGAAACUUCAACAAAUCAACCAGCAACUAAUGAAAGAGAUGCAGAAGGCCUGACAGAAGACUUUGAACAGCUAGAGGAGAUCAUGGACUCCACAACACCUAAAAAUGCAGAUCAUUUAGCUGUUCUAACUUUGCAAGGAAUUUCAAAAUCUGAAGGAAUUUCAACUACAGAAAUCAGGCAAGAUUACUUGCAUGCUUUUUCAGUAAUGGAAGAGCCACAUUCCUUCAAGGAGGCAGUAAAAGACAAGAGUUGGAUAGAGGCAAUGCAGCAAGAGGUGAAGGCUCUAGAGGAUAACAGAACUUGGGAUGUAGUUACUCUACCUGCUGGGAAGUCUACUAUAUGA